This is a messenger RNA of Colias croceus (clouded yellow), 1594 nucleotides long. RefSeq names its product cytochrome P450 6B5-like. NCBI's taxonomy places the organism in Eukaryota, Metazoa, Arthropoda, Insecta, Lepidoptera, Pieridae. The transcript has a single exon. The record is from RefSeq and is a predicted model, not a curated record. Gene Ontology annotation, molecular function: oxidoreductase activity, acting on paired donors, with incorporation or reduction of molecular oxygen; monooxygenase activity; iron ion binding. Bases 37 to 1539 code for a protein of 500 amino acids.
AAAUCAGUAUUAACACAUCCAUCGAAGAAAACAUUCAUGUAUAACAUGAUCGUGUUACUGCUUGCAUUUAUAAUAACAGUUUUAUGUUUUAUUUAUCUUACUGGAAGAUACAAUGAAUUCUAUUGGAAAAGGAGAAAUGUCGCGUUUUACAAGAAGAAUAAAGUUAUGGGAGUGUUUUGGGGCUUUCUAACAAAGGACAAAGCAAUUUUCGAAAACUUAUGGGAAGUUUACAAGGAGCAUCCUAAUGAACCCGCUAUUGGCCUCGGAUCUAUUCUAACACCUACUUUAUACGUAACUCAUCCAAAGAAUGUUCAACAUGUGUUGAUUACGGAUUUCAACUCCUUUAACCACAGAGGACUGGAUGUCAACAAAGAUGACCUAUUAGCGGAUAAUAUCCUUUUCAUGGACGGAAAUCGCUGGAAGCUAAUGCGUCAACAUAUGACUCCCCUUUUCACGACAACAAAGCUGAAGUCCAUGUACUAUAUAAUUGAUAAAAGUGCCAUAGAUUUUGUAACACAUUUGAAAGAAAAUGCAGUUUUAUUAAAAGGUGAUGCUUUCAAUACUAUUUCUUCGUUUUGCUGUGCUGCGAUAGGAGCCGCUGUAUUUGGUGUAGGCACAAAGUCCAUCUUCGAUUCGCCUUUUCUUCAAAUGUCACAGAAUGCUUUCAAAUCAUCAUUCAAAUUAAAUCUCAAAUUCUCUCUCGGACAUUUGUGUAAUCCUCUGUUUAAUUUGCUGGGCAUAUCGAUGUUUAAAGACUUCGAGGAUCUUAUCAUUAAUGCAAUUAAAAGAGUGAUACGUGAGCGGGAAGCUGAUAACGUGAAGAGACACGACUUUGCUGAUGUGUGUGUGUCCUUGAAAAAUGCGGGAACAAUGGUGGAUAAGGAUUCAAAUGAACAAUUAGAACCUACAGAUGAACUAUUGGCAGCUCAAGCUUUCUUCUUCUACACAGCUGGCGUGGAACCUAUUGCUACUGUUAUAUUCAAUAGUCUAUUGGAAUUAGGUAGACAUCCAGAAUAUUUAGCUAAAGUUCACAAUGAGAUAGACGAAGCAUUCAAACUACAUGGUUCGAUGAAUUAUGAUGCCAUAGGUAGUAUGAAAGUGCUGGACAUGGUUGUGAAUGAAUCAAUGAGAAUUCACACACCCGUGGGCUAUGUGACGAGAAAAUGCGUGAAGGAUACUGUUCUUCCAAUUGGCAAUAUUAAAAUCGACAAGGGAACUAAGAUUUUCGUACCAAUAUUUGAGCUACACCAUGAUGCUAAAUAUUAUCCUGACCCAGAAGUUUUCGACCCAGAAAGGUUCUCUGCUGAAAAUAAGCACAAAAUAGCUGAUAUAACCUAUUUGCCUUUUGGGAGGGGGAAUAGAGUAUGUCUAGGAGCAAGAUAUGGUAUUCUGCAGUUGAAGGCCGGCUUAGUACAUUUACUACGAAAUUUCACAGUAAAGACAAUCAUUCUGGAAGAAGGGAUGAAGUACAGUCAACAGCAGUUUCAAGUUAGAUUGAGUAAUUUCGAUCUAGAGUUUAUACCAAGGAAUAAUGCUUGAUUCGUCUAUAGAAAAAGAAAAAUUUAGUUAAUUAAAAUAAAACUAUUCAAAAACA